Molecule: messenger RNA, 911 nt
Organism: Oncorhynchus keta (chum salmon)
Lineage: Eukaryota; Metazoa; Chordata; Actinopteri; Salmoniformes; Salmonidae
Product: SIN3-HDAC complex-associated factor
Exons: 6
Coding region: 166-846 (226 amino acids)
Biological process (GO): negative regulation of cell migration
Source: RefSeq, a predicted model, not a curated record
UCCUAAUAUGGUGUUUCUACGAUGGAACGCUUUAUUAUCAUCUUUUUUUAUGCUAAUGUCAUUCUAAUACCCAGCUGUAUGCAGCAGUAGUAGUAAGGCAUGCGCAGUGUGUAAAAAGACAACGGCGAAGAUUCAAAGUUUUUGUUCGGGUUCUCAUUGAUCAUCAUGUUUGGUUUUCACAAGUCUAAGAUAUAUCGCAGCCAUGAAGGAUGUUGCAUUUGCAAGACCAAGUCCUCCAGUUCACGCUUUACUGACAGCAGCAGAUAUGAAGAAACCUUCAGGCUAUGUUUUGGGUUGUCAGAGGAUCGUGUGGGAGACAUCUGCAAUGCCUGUGUGCUGUUAGUAAAAAGAUGGAAAAAACUGCCAAAAGGCUCUAAGAAGAACUGGAACCAUGUUGUGGAUGCAAGAGCUGGGCCUGGCUUCAAGCUAACCAAACCCAAGAAGAUGAAGAACAGUGAUGGGAAGAAGAAAAGCAAACUGAAGAGGCUUCACAAAUUCAAAAGACAAAACUCGGAUGCUCACAGCACGACCUCCAGCAUGUCUCCAUCCCAGUCCCCCAGCUACGAGUCAGAUGACGGCUCAGACAUUGAGUCCAAACAGAGGCGCCCCACUCCUUCUGUCUUUUCCUUCCUGGACCGUUCUUACUGGAAAAGACAAAAGGUGUGCUGUGGGAUUGUGUACAAAGGGCGUUUUGGUGAGGUGAUGAUUGACCCGCGUCUCUUCAAGCCCUGCUGCAGCUCCAAGAAGCAGGAGACGUUGAUUCCCAUGCAGGACACGCACCUUCCCCUUCCCGCCAUUCACCCCCCGCCUCUCCCGCUACCAGAGGCCCUGAAAGAGGACUGGUGAUGGCUCUUGAGCACCCUCUUGGGGUAACCAUGACACCCUACAAGUUGUCUCCAGUGGCAGACUAC